AUGACGCCUCCUCCUCCCGGACGUGCCGCCCCCAGCGCACCGCGCGCCCGCGUCCUCAGCCCGCCGGCUUGGUCUGGGCUCCUGCUGCGGCUGCUGCUACUGCUCUGGGCAGCCGCCGCCUCCGCCCAAGGCCACCCGAGGAGCGGACCCCGCAUCUCCACUGUCUGGAAAGGACAGGAUCGGGUGGACUUUGGCCAAGCUGAACCGCAUACAGUGCUUUUCCAUGAGCCAGGCAGCUCCUCCGUGUGGGUGGGUGGACGUGGCAAGGUCUACAUCUUCGACUUCCCGGAAGGCAAGAACGCCUCUGUGCGCACGGUGAGCGUCAACUCCACGAAGGGGGCCUGCCUGGACAAGCAGGACUGUGAGAACUACAUCACGCUCCUGGAGAGGCGGAGUGAGGGGCUGCUAGUCUGUGGCACCAAUGCCCGACGUCCUAGCUGCUGGACCUUGGUGAAUGACACUGCAAUGUCACUUGGCGAGAUGAGAGGCUAUGCUCCCUUCAGCCCAGAUGAGAACUCCUUGGUUCUGUUUGAAGGGGACGAGGUAUAUUCCACCAUCCGGAAGCAGGAGUACAAUGGGAAGAUCCCUCGGUUCCGCCGCAUCCGGGGCGAGAAUGAACUGUACACCAGUGACACUGUCAUGCAGAACCCACAGUUCAUUAAGGCCACCAUUGUGCACCAAGACCAGGCCUAUGAUGACAAGAUCUACUACUUCUUCCGGGAGGACAAUCCUGACAAGAACCCUGAGGCUCCUCUUAAUGUGUCCCGUGUGGCCCAGCUGUGCAGGGGGGACCAGGGUGGUGAAAGCUCACUGUCGGUCUCCAAGUGGAACACCUUCCUGAAAGCCAUGCUGGUGUGCAGCGAUGUGGCUACCAACAAGAACUUCAAUAGGUUGCAAGAUGUCUUCCUCCUCCCUGAUCCCAGUGGCCAGUGGAGGGACACUAGGGUCUAUGGAGUUUUCUCCAACCCCUGGAACUACUCAGCUGUCUGUGUGUAUUCUCUUGGUGACAUUGACAAGGUCUUCCGUACCUCCUCACUCAAAGGCUACCACAUGGGCCUUCCCAACCCUCGACCUGGCAAGUGCCUCCCAGACCAGCAGCCAAUACCCACAGAAACCUUCCAGGUGGCUGAUAGUCACCCUGAAGUAGCACAGAGGGUGGAACCCAUGGGGCCACUGAAGACGCCGUUGUUCCAUUCUAAGUACCACUACCAGAAAGUGGUGGUCCACCGUAUGCACGCCAGUCAUGGGGAGCCCUUCAAUGUGCUUUACCUGACCACAGACAGGGGUACCAUUCACAAGGUGGUGGAAUCAGGGGAGCGGGAACACAAUCUCGUCUUCAACAUCAUGGAAAUCCAGCCCUUCCACCAUGCGGCUGCCAUCCAGGCCAUAUCGCUGGACACUGAGCGGCGGAAACUGUACGUGAGCUCCCAGUGGGAAGUAAUCCAGGUACCCCUGGACCUGUGUGAAGUCUACGGCGGGGGCUGCCACGGCUGCCUCAUGUCCCGAGACCCCUACUGUGGCUGGGACCAGGACCGCUGUGUGUCCAUCUACAACUCCCAGCGGCCGGUGUUGCAGGCCAUUAAUCCAAUGGAACCACACAAAGAAUGUCCCAGCCCCAAACCAGACGAGGCCCCGCUGCAGAAGGUGUCCCUGGCCCGGAACUCUCGCUACUACCUAAGCUGCCCCAUGGAGUCCCGCCAUGCCACCUACUCAUGGCGCCACGAGGAGAACAUAGAACAGAGCUGUGAGCCUGGCCACCAGAGCCCUAGUUGCAUUCUCUUCAUCGAGAACCUCACGGCCCGUCAGUAUGGCCACUACCGCUGUGAGGCCCAGGAGGGCUCCUACCUCCGUGAGGCUCAGCACUGGGAGCUGGUACCCGAGGACCGAGCCCUGGCAGAGCAGCUGAUGGGUCGUGCCCGUGCCCUGGCCGCCCCCUUCUGGCUGGGGGUCCUACCCACGCUCGCUCUUGGCCUUCUGGUCCACUAGAGCCUCCAAUGGCUGAGUACGCCCCAGGCUUCCCCAGCCCUGGGGCACUAGAAAAGUCUCCUGCUCAGAGCCGGCUGGCCCGGGAGCGCCUUGCCUGCUGUUUCUUCCAGGAGGACUGAACAACCCAGUGAGGGAUAAAAGGCCUGGAGACGUCCAGCCGCGGGCGGCUGCUGGGCCCAGGUAGGGUGGGGGCGGUGGGGGGGACCAGAGAUUGAAGGUGCUGACUGUGACGCUGGAGCAUCAGUGACUCAAGAUUUGAUCUCCUGGAGAAUAUUUUUCAAAAACUCCUCACACUUGACUGAAUGCAAUGCAGUUCCUGGCUUGAGAGCCCCUGGGCCAGGCAGUGGGGUUUGGGAAGGGCAGGACCACAUGUUUGGACCUUGGGGCUGAGUGAGGCCUGAGUCCUCCAGGACUCUCUGUACCCAACUGCCUCCUUCCCCUCCCUCCCUCCCUGCCCCAUGGCUGGGUGGCCAGUGUCUCCACAGACCCAGGGCUGCCCAGCCUGCCCUCUACAGGUCCCUCACAGCCUGGGUCCCACCAGACAGCGCCUUGCAUGUUUAUUGAAGGAUGUUUGCUUUCCGGACGGAAGGACGGAAAAAGCUCUAUUUUUAUGUUAGGCUUAUUUCAUGUAUAGCUACUUCCGACUGCAUCUGUAUGAAAUACCAAAACU
This is a messenger RNA of Castor canadensis (American beaver), 2656 nucleotides long. It is a transcript of the gene Sema7a, whose product is annotated as semaphorin 7A (JohnMiltonHagen blood group). Gene Ontology annotation, cellular component: external side of plasma membrane; plasma membrane. Gene Ontology annotation, molecular function: chemorepellent activity; semaphorin receptor binding; integrin binding. NCBI's taxonomy places the organism in Eukaryota, Metazoa, Chordata, Mammalia, Rodentia, Castoridae. Gene Ontology annotation, biological process: negative chemotaxis; regulation of inflammatory response; integrin-mediated signaling pathway. The record is from RefSeq and is a predicted model, not a curated record.